This is a messenger RNA of Nelumbo nucifera (sacred lotus), 4385 nucleotides long. The record is from RefSeq and is a predicted model, not a curated record. NCBI's taxonomy places the organism in Eukaryota, Viridiplantae, Streptophyta, Magnoliopsida, Proteales, Nelumbonaceae.
CAAGAAAAUCAAAUGAAAUCCGAGAAUCCAGGGGAAAUUGAUUUCUCCUCCACAGACAGCAACAGCAGCACAGAACAGCACCGGGAACUGUUUCCCAGCUGGAAGAUCGCCGGCAUCUGACUGACGUUCAUCUGAAACCGAAAGAGCAGUUUCAGGCGUCUCUGCUUCAACCAUUCAUCAUCUGCAUUUGCUUACAUUUUUCAGUUUUCUUUCUCUGUCCCCUUAAUUUCGUCUCUUUCUAUCGUUUAUCAACACAUCUGUGCUUAUCUCUGGCACUACAACUUCGUCAUACCUUCCACUGGCAUUUGCUUCAAUCUGUGGGAGGAGGACUCGCACUUGCUUGCUCACAGCCAUGGUGAAGAGGCGUUUGUAUCAAUCCUGGCAUCCAAUCGGUGAAUAUCCUUUUGAAGCAUUUUGUCACGGAUCAUGGAAGACUGUAGAGCAUUUAAGAAUCCGGGAUGGAAGUAUAGCAAUGCAUUUUAAGAAUCAUGCUUAUGAGAUAGAAGAUACAAUCUCUAUCAGUAACCUUCGCAUACGAUCUAGAAGAGCAUGCCUUUCUGAUUGCACAUGCUUCUUGAGGCCUGGUCUAGAUGUAUGUAUACUUCCAUCACAUUCUGAUAAAGCUGCAGAUGAAGGAGGUAUACACUUGGAAYAUGUUGAUGCUAAGAUAAGUUCAAUUGAGAGGAAGCCCCAUGACUCUGGUUGUGCAUGCCGGUUUUAUGUAAUAUGCUAUAGAGCCCAAGAACCUCACAGCAUGGCAAAGAUGACACUUGGGGAAGAAAUCAGAGAAGUAAAACUUGAAAAUAUUGGUAUCUUACAAAAACUUCAGAGAAAACCUUCAGAAGAUGUCUACUAUCGUUGGAGAUACUCUGAAGACUGCUCCUUCAUGCAUAGAGCUAUACUACAUCGCGGUCAGUUCUCUUCUGAUAUAUCAUGGCUACUGGUUGCGUCCAUUUGGAAAGGACUUGGGUUUGAUGUCAAAACAGUGCAAAAUAAAAUGGUCUAUCAACUUCUUGAUAGUGAUCAUGACAUGUGUCCUCCAACUUCCUUGAACAAUGUAAAGACCAUAAACUUCCAAAUUGAUAAUGAAGUUAUGAAGCCCAGUAAUAUGAACUUUUCCCCUGUGGUUCCUGUAAAUACAUUUGUUUUAAAUGAUCCUAUGGAUGUGGAUCUUGUUCAUGAUAUGAAAGAAGAUAAGCCUUUUCCAUUUUACAAUUUCCUGGAUUUGCGGCGUUCCAAACGCAGACAUGUGCAGCCUGAGCGUUUUGUCAGCCAUUGUGAUUUUUCAAAGGCAAAGCCUUGUUCAUUUAAAGCAGAAACAAGCAAAAAAACCAGAUUGAAAGAAGAAGAAAUAUUGUCCAAUAUAUCGUGUGAAGCUGGUAAAAGUCAUUCAGUAUGUUCCCACUUUGAGCAGAAGUUUCUGGUGGCCAAAAACAUGACAAGGGAGGUCAAGUCAGGCAUGUUUAAUAGAAAGCAAAGUGGGAAACCACUUGUUGAGAAUUACCAGAAGCAUAAAACUGCUGCUGCAUAUAAAAGACCUGUAGAAAACAAGGGCUUGUCAACAGGUGUUUCAUGCUUCAAGAAAGUGCCAGAGAGAACAACUGGAGGGGAAAAUUCUUCAUCAACUAACCAUGAUGUUUCAAUCCCCUGUGCUUUCCCUGGUAUUCCUAUGCCUGUUACUGUCAAAAUUGAACCUGAGCUGUAUGAAAGGAACCAUCUUUGUAAGAAAACCCAUGCUAAUCAUGUAAAAGAGAUAUCUAAGAUCGUAAGUAGGCAUGAUAGCAGAAAGCGAAAUGAUGUACCUGAUAAGAGACGUAGGGAGGUUGAAAAUAGAUGGAAGGCAACGGUCUCACAUGGGAAGAAGUUUUGUAAAGCAGCCAGUAGGAGGAAAAUAUUCUUAAGUACCAGUGAGUACAAAGAAAUGAUUGAAAGGUGCAUGAAGAACAUAGAAUCUGAGACCAAGAGGGAACACCUGCCUGUUGUUGAUCAGUGGGAAGCAAUUCAAGCAGUAAAUCUUUCAAGCAAGAGGUGGUUCUGUAACUUGACAUCUAUAACAAUUGAUCAGGCAGAAGAGCCAGAGCUUAAAGUUAUGUGGGAAGAAAUGGAGCUUUCAAUGGCAACAUUUCAUUUUCUAGCAGAGAAUCAGGGUUCACAUAUUGGAUUGUCCAGUGAGAUUCCAAACUUGAGCAGAGAUGGACAAUCAUGCCAACAUGAAUAUAAGAUGGAUGAACAAAUUGGGAUUAUAUGUCAAUUGUGUGGCUUUGUGAGCACUGAAAUAAGAGAUAUAUCACCUCCCUUUUUGCAAAGAACAGGUUGGAUCACGAGCAAGGAGCUGCACAAUGGAGACAAAUCAGGGACAACACUGACCAAACAUGGCAACCUGGAUCUUUUCCAAACUACUGUUUCUUCUAGGAACAUAUCAUUUUCAGAAAGGAAUGAUAAUGUCUGGGCCUUGAUACCAGACCUCAAAAUGAAAUUACAUUUCCACCAAAAGAAAGGAUUUGAAUUUCUGUGGAGAAAUAUUGCAGGAUCUUUAAUACCGGCAGAUAUGCAACCCACAUUAAGAAGAACAGGUGGUUGCAUAAUCUCUCAUUCACCAGGGGCUGGAAAAACCCUGCUCAUAAUAUCAUUCCUUGAAAGCUAUCUGAAGUUGUUCCCUGGAAAAAAGCCUUUGAUCCUUGCUCCAAAGACCACUCUGUACACCUGGUGUAAAGAGUUUAAGAAGUGGGAUGUAUCAUUUCCAGUUCACCAGAUCCAUGUUCGGCGGAACUACAUAAAUGAGAUCCGUAGUCAGCGAUGCAGAGAAUCUGUUGGUGGUCGUAGAGCUAACCAGGUGGUGAUGCAUGCAAUUGAUUGCCUGGAGAAAAUACAAAAAUGGCAUGAACAUCCAAGUAUUCUUCUCAUGGGUUACACUUCAUUUCUCUCCUUGACCCGAGAAGACUCAAAGCAUGAAUACAGGAGAUGCAUGGGUAGAAUCUUAAGAGAAAGUCCAGGAAUUCUUAUCCUUGACGAAGGGCAUAACCCAAGAAACACCGGAUCAAGAUUAAGGAAAUCAUUGAUGAGAGUGAACACUGGCUUGAGAAUUUUACUUUCUGGGACAUUGUUCCAGAAUAAUUUUGUGGAAUACUUCAACACCCUCUGCUUGGCAAGACCAAGUUUUAUUUCUGAGGUAUUAGAGGAGUUUGAUUCAAAAUUUAAAAAUCGUAAAGGGAAGAAGAAUGUAAGUUCUUUGGAAGAGAGCAAAGCAAGAAGCAUGUUCAUAGAGAAUAUUGCAAAGAAAAUCAACUCAAGAGUGGCAGAGGUUAGGAAACAUGGUCUUGAUAUGUUGAUGAGCAUUACAAAAGGGUUUAUUGAUGUCUAUGAAGGUGGGAAAUUGGAUGGGCUUCCUGAUUUGCAAACUUAUACUUUGUCAUUGAAACCAACAUCCAUACAACAAAAGAUUCUAUCUAAGCUACAGGAUUACAAGGAUUCAUGCAGGGGAAAUCCUCUAGAACUGGACCUAUUGAUCACACUGGGGUCGAUACACCCUUGGUUGAUAAAAACUGUAGCAGGUGCAGGUAAAUACUUAAGUUCGGAGGAACUAGAAAAUCUUGCAGAAAAUAGGGUUGACGUGAACAAAGGUCCAAAGUUGAGAUUUGUGGUGAGCCUUGUGCAUGGGUGCAGUAGCAAGAGGGAGAAGGUUUUGGUUUUCUGUCAUAAUAUUGCACCCAUUAAUUUUCUUGUGGAGAUAUUUGAGAGGUUUUUUGGGUGGAAGGCAGGUGAACAGGUUUUGGUCCUUAAAGGUGAUCAAGAGUUAUUUGAACGUGCAAGAGUGAUGGAUCAGUUCGAAGAACCAGGUGGGGCCUCAAGGCUACUCCUUGCUUCUAUUACAGCUUGUGCCGAAGGAAUUAGUUUAACUGCUGCUUCACGUGUUGUUUUGUUGGAUUCGGAGUGGAACCCUUCGAAGACAAAGCAGGCUAUUGCAAGGGCAUUUAGGCCUGGUCAGGAACGCGUAGUUUAUGUUUAUCAACUCUUGGCAUCAGGGACUUGGGAAGAAGAGAAAUAUGGAAAAACCAUAUAUAAAGAGUGGGUCUCAAGUAUGAUUUUCAAUGGGGCCCUUGUAGAGGAUCCUUCUUGCAGACAAACCCAGAACAUUGAUGAUGACGUUCUGAGGCAAAUAGUGGAGGAUGAUGCCAAAUUAUUCCACCAGAUAACAAAACAUGAGAAACUUUUCAAUGCAUUUGUCAGCAGUACUUGAGCUUCACCGACUUCUGCAAAGAAAUCCAUCUUUUUGUUUUUGGUCUAUAUUUGUACAGAUCACCUGUACUUAAUCGUUUAUGAAGAAGGUAGGAGAUGAAGGAGCAUCAACUAUGAAAAUAUGUAAAAUAACUUUUCUUUUUGUUGUC